Messenger RNA from Corythoichthys intestinalis (scribbled pipefish), 2238 nucleotides. Its product is annotated as serine-aspartate repeat-containing protein I. The transcript is spliced from 2 exons. The record is from RefSeq and is a predicted model, not a curated record. Lineage: Eukaryota; Metazoa; Chordata; Actinopteri; Syngnathiformes; Syngnathidae. The coding region runs from base 179 to 1735 and encodes 518 amino acids.
GCCAGCCUGCAUUGUGAUAGCGACAGAUGUCUGAGAGGCACUCCUCAGAUCCACACUGCACCCUCGGAGAGCAAGACCGGAAUUCGCAGCUGUCACUCCCAAGGCUUUCAACUCCAUCAUUACAUUCAAGACGAGUUUGGAGGCCAACUGAUCGCCCUCCUCAGAUACAGGUGACACCAUGGGAGGGAAAUUGAGCAAGAAGAAGAAGGGCUACGAUGUGAGUGAUCCCAAAGAAAAAAAAGAUGAAGCUGCAGCACCAGCUGCAAGUGCUGAAGAGUCUUGUAAAGUUGCAGAUGACGCACCACCCGCUGAAGCCCCUGUAACAACUGAAUCAGGCGUUGUGGAAGAGGAAACUGUUGGAUCAGCUGUGGCAGCAGUAACUGAAGUAGCCAAAGCCCAAGAAGAGCCUAAAUCUGAUCCACUUGAAGAACAAGCACUCGUAGCAGCUCCAGCAUCAGACGAACCAGUCCCAGUCAAGGAUGAACCAGCUCUGGCUCCAGAAGAACCAGUCUCAGUCAAAGAAGAAGCGCCUCAAGCUCCGGAAGAACCAGUCAUAGUCAAUGAAGAACCAGCUUCUGUUCCAGAACAACCAGCCAUCGUCAAGGAAGAAGAAGCUCCAGUUCUAGAAGAACAAGCUGCAGUCAAGGAAGAGACAGCUCCAGCAUUGGAAAAUCCAGUCACAGUGAAAGAGGAAAUAGCUACAGCAGAAUCAUCUGCAGCACCAGAAGUGGCUGUAUCAGAGGAACCUGUUGAAGUCACAGAUGAAGCUGUUGCAGCUCAAGAGGAAGAGGUAGCUGUAGUAGAAGAAGAACCUACUGCAGCACCAGAGGAGGCAGUUCCCAUUUUAGAAGAACCAGCUACAUUAUCUGAAGUAGCAUCAUCAUUACCAGAUGAAGCUACAGUCCAAGAGGCUGCACCAACUGCGGUUGAACCAGAGUGUGCAGCUGCACCUGAGCCUGAACCUGUGGAAGAACCCGCUACUGUUGAAGAAAAUCUAAACGAACUAGAGGAUGUUCCUGCCAGUCCAGAGGAGGCACUGCAAGAGCCAGAACCCAUCCCAGUGACCGUUUCGGUGGAGGCAGUCUUACCUCCAUUCACUCAGGAAUUUGAACCUUUAGCCGACCCAGUAAGAGAGGAAGAGACACUUUUUGACACUGGAAUAGAACAGGUAACAGAGCCUAAAGCUGAAUCAGUGGCAGAGAAAGAAACAGAGCCAGAACAGGCGGUUGACACGCAGGAACCCCUGGCUGAGGAACAAGGCCAAGUAAAUGAGCCCGAUCCAACAGUGGCCACAGAUGGCAACAUGGAAAAAGAGACUGUGGGUGCUGAGGAAACCCACGACAAAUGUCUGCCUUCAAAUGAUGAAUCAGCUGAACAAGACAUAGCAGAACCUGUUGAAACUGAGGCGAUAGCUGAAGCUUCUGCAGAAGAUGUGCCUUGCUCUGAGGAUGUGGGAGAAACAAAGAUUGAAAAUGGUGAUAUGGAGAGCUCUCCAAUUACAGAGGAUGUGAUGGAAGUAGCAGCUCUCCCGCUUGUGAACGGAGAGUGCACAGUCUCCACAAACCCUAAGGAAUGUGUUAAUGGUAUUGAGAAAUCGGUGGAGUCGCCUGUCAAGAAGCUGAGUGACUUUGAACUGAAAACAGACAUUAACCUGAGUGGGGAUGUCCAGGAAGCCCCAGAGGCUGCCGAUGGCAUGGUGGAGGCUCUGAGUACCGAGGUCACACAGGAAGUUUGAUCUUUCAACUUCAUGGAAAUUUUGACAAAUCCUCCAAUGAUGUGAAAGAGGCAUCAAUGAAUCGCAAAAGCAUCGAAACAUUCAGAAAUUUCAAAAUCAUCAUUGGGUUAAAUUGUUACUAAGGCAUUUAUCUAUUUUGUUUUGAGUAAAAAAAACAUAACAAACACAGUUACAUGUUGAUAGACAGAGCCAGGUAGCUAGAGGGUAAGAUGGAACAACAAGAACAGACAGGAGUUUAGAAUUUGAGGGGUGAGCCAAGACAGUUUAACCACACAAGUUGUUUAAAAAUACAGCCAGAUAGACACGUUAUUAACAAAUAAAGUGAUUGAAUCUGUUUUUGUCUGUGAGCCUGAUUGGUAUGACAAUAUUAGCUGAAUUACAUUUAUUGUUUCUACUACAAUGUGUAAAGCCACAGAAUGUUUGGCCUUUUAUAACAAAUGAUACUUGUAAGAUUUGUUGAAUUUAAAAUGAAUGAACAGGGAAUAAAACAUUGUUAUAGCCCA